UUCAUUUUUCAUUAUUGAUUGACAAACUUUAUAACUUACAUAACGCAUCGAAUUCUUGGCUUGACUAGUUUAAAAUUUGGUUAGUUUUGUAAAAAGUAGUCAAAUUGAAUGCAUUGCAUGUCGUGACUUUAAAGAACAAAGCAGGGAAGCGGUGACGUGUGGGACAAAACGCAUUGAAUUUAGGUUUAUUCAUUGUACAUGUAACUAAUUAAAUUUCAUAUUGUGUCGUCACUUAACUUCUUUUACGAGUCUCCAGCAGAUUCCAUACAAUCCUAUGGAAGUAGAAGAAAUACAUAAUUGCAUGCAUAAGAAUAAGUAUGUAAAAUCGGUGUAUGUAUUCAUCCCCGGUUUGAUUAAUAAAUAUGUUUUCUGGGACGACGUUUCGUAAUGGAGGCGGAUUUGAUUAAAUCUUCUACUAGAAUUCAGAUCCUAAUAACUUUGACAGGUUUCACAGGAAAGAAGAAAGUUGUCAACUUUCAGAUUGGGCAAAGCUGCUGAUGGAUAAUGAAACUCUAUAUAUGUACAUACGUACAUAAGCCUCCACGUAACGUAAUAGCGGACAAGUUUUCAUGAAGAAAAUUUCUACUGAUUUCUAUUACGAUCGAUACUUGAUUGUUAUUACAAAAGUUGUAGUACAUAAUGAUUCCAAGGAAAUGAUUGCGCCUCAUUUAACUCAAGACGAAUGAAAGGAAUCGAUAGUAUAAGUACAUUUCUUCACAUAUUGAACGAUUCUUGAGGUUACACAAAUGUAUCAAUCAACUCACUCGCUCGGGGCCUUUGACCAAGGUGACGAUGAAUGGCCUCGCCGCUUACAUAAAUUACAUAACCCGUAAUUAGUAAUAUCUUGAAAAUUUCGAUUCUUUGAAUACAUAAUUUUUCUAAUUUUAACCCCCACUUUUAAAAGAGCUUUAUCCAAUUAAGCUCGUAACCCUUGAUUACAUUACACAACGUACACUCCACCUCAAUUUGGCACUCAAGUAGGGAGAAGAGCAUGUAGAGAAAUGAGAAUCAUUUCAACAGGCCAUGACAUGAAUAUGGGGGCAUAUAAGCGAGUUUCCUUUCCUUCCUUUUCUCUCAAAAAGUAUAGCAGAACACAAAUUAAUUACAACUUUCUCUGCAACAAUGUCACCAAAUUAAUUAAGUUUCUCUUCAACAACAACAGAGCUACCAUUGUGACUCAAGUUUCUCUGACUUGGAAUUUCCUCCCACGCUAAUUAUUUCUCUCCUUCAAUAAUGGUAAACAUUUUGGAGAAAUCAGUUUCAAAUUGAAUUCAGGACCAAAUAAAGUUCGAUCCGACCGACACAACCUUCAGCUUCGAGAAGUUUCCAUCCAUCAGAAAUAUAUAGAUCAUGGAUGGAUGGAUGGAUGGGUUGAUUUGCUGAUUGAGAACUUGUACGGCACGUAACGCUCCUUUUCCCGUGUCCAUAAUUACGUCCCCUCCUGUCCCCAUUAUCUCCGUGAUUAUCGGUAUCCCCAUUAUCUAUCUAUGGGUGUAUGAAUGUCCCAUGAAAUGAGGAAGGAUGACUAUAUGGUAUGAUCACCUAUAGCUAACUAACCAUAACUUCGAUUUUGUGAUGCAAACAAAUUAAAGAGAAAUUAUAUUAUGUAACUUGUCCAGUUUUCACUCACUUUUGCCGUCCUAUUUUAGUAAACAUGGUGAAUUAAUAAUAGGGUAAAAUUAAACUGUGAAUAUCUAGGAAGUAGUUAGUGAACAAUCGUCUGGAUAUAUGUAUAAGUUGUAUUGCAUGGAUAAAUUAUUUUAAAUCACUAUACACCAUAAAGUGCGACAAAGCUAGAUAUAUGUCACCACCACUUUCUCCCUGUUCUAAGACUUGAUCUAACCGCACAAUGGAAACCACAACCCCCAUCCCAGGAGGAUUGAACUUUACCAUUUCCAAAACAUGGGACGGUGGUGUGCCCUCCGACCACAGCGAGAUCCACAUCAAACUAACCCUCCAAGGGGAAGAAGACGCUCAAACUUUACUCAUCCAGGUGGACGCCCCCUUCUUCAAUGAUCCCCAGCCCCCCGCCUCGCUUUCUCCGCCCGGGUCAACUCCCCAACUUUGGGACUAUGAGGUCGUGGAGUUGUUCUUUCUCGGGGAUGAGGACAAGUACUUGGAGGUCGAGCUGGGUCCGAGAGGCCACUACCUCGUCCUUCAACUCCACGGCGUUCGCAACAUUAUCCGCGAGCAUUUACCUUUGGACCGAUACGUGACCGAGGUGCGUGGGACACGAUGGUUUGGCGAGGCAAGCGUCCCCCUCGCAUAUUUUCCACACAACGUCCACUCCACCAAUAUGUACGCCAUUCACAAGUCGGACCCUCACCGAGUUUACAUGGCAUUGUCACCCGCAGUGGAUAAUUCCAAGUGUCCCCAUUCGAGCCCAGAUUUCCACAGAUUGCAAUAUUUCCAACAUAUCGAUCUCUUCCCGAGAUUAUGCAAGGGAGACGAGGCGGUUGGAUAACUCUGAUGACUAUGUAGCAACUAAUCAUUAAAGUCAUUACAUACCGUCGCAUUACUGAUAACAAAGCGCAAAUGCAUGCACUGAGGAGCUACUUAUCCAGUGAAAUAGAUAUGUAUGUAUGUAUGAGAGGUUUGAAUUCUGAUUGAUGUUUCUACAACUGUUUGUGAUUGCAACGAGAGGCGUAAAAUUUUCUUAUAUAACAUGACCAUAAUUUUGUAUAUGGAAAUAAAUAAAUAAUAUUCUGUGAAAAAUAAGUAGAA
Molecule: messenger RNA, 2724 nt
Organism: Folsomia candida
Lineage: Eukaryota; Metazoa; Arthropoda; Collembola; Entomobryomorpha; Isotomidae
Product: UPF0462 protein C4orf33 homolog
Exons: 3
Coding region: 1850-2464 (204 amino acids)
Source: RefSeq, a predicted model, not a curated record